Messenger RNA from Dissoconium aciculare CBS 342.82, 621 nucleotides. RefSeq lists its product as uncharacterized. Gene Ontology annotation, cellular component: cytosolic large ribosomal subunit; ribosome. The coding region runs from base 1 to 435 and encodes 144 amino acids. The record is from RefSeq and is a predicted model, not a curated record. Gene Ontology annotation, molecular function: structural constituent of ribosome; RNA binding. Gene Ontology annotation, biological process: ribosomal large subunit biogenesis; translation. Lineage: Eukaryota; Fungi; Ascomycota; Dothideomycetes; Mycosphaerellales; Dissoconiaceae. The transcript is spliced from 3 exons.
AUGGCCGAUAUCGACGUUACUGCGAGCACCUGGCGACAGGUCGAGGUCGGCCGUGUCGUCUUCUUCGGUGCUGGACCCUUCACCGGCCGAAUUGCUACCAUCGCCGAGAUCAUUGACCACAAGCGCGUCCUUGUUGAGGGUCCCUCUGCGAAACCAGAAUUGGUUGUGCCCCGUCACUCCGCUCCUCUUUCCAGCGUCAGCCUUACCAGCAUCGUCAUCGAUAAACUCCCCCGAGCCUCCGGCCCUGCAGCGCUGAAGAAGAAGUGGGAGGAGGCCGAGGUCGACAGCAAAUGGAUCAACGGCUCAUUCGCGAAGAAGUUGGAGAAGUCAGCACGGAGGAAGCAGCUUAGCGAUUUCGAGCGCUUCAAGGUCACACGGCUGAGGAAGCAGGCUCGUUUCGAGGUUCGCAAAGCGAUUGCACAAGCCAAAGCAUGAUUCACAAGUUUGCAAGGGUAUUGCGGGUUUCUAUUAAGUCUUUAAAUGACACGAAGCAUUCAACUCACUCCAUGAAACGAACACGGGAAACGUUCAGAGAGUGAGUCGGCGAAUCGGGGAUGGUCUGGGCAGUCUUUCAAAAUUUUGAUAGCGCUUCCGAAUGUAUGGCUCGAUUGAGCUUCUCAC